Colletotrichum orchidophilum is the source of this 1086-nucleotide messenger RNA. RefSeq names its product ribose 5-phosphate isomerase A. The coding region runs from base 1 to 1086 and encodes 361 amino acids. Gene Ontology annotation, molecular function: ribose-5-phosphate isomerase activity. The record is from RefSeq and is a predicted model, not a curated record. The transcript is spliced from 2 exons. Gene Ontology annotation, biological process: D-ribose metabolic process; pentose-phosphate shunt, non-oxidative branch. Lineage: Eukaryota; Fungi; Ascomycota; Sordariomycetes; Glomerellales; Glomerellaceae. Gene Ontology annotation, cellular component: intracellular membrane-bounded organelle.
AUGUCCUUGACCCGCGGUCAUACAAGUAGCAGAGUUCAAAGAUCAACAGUCUCGUUCCUCCGCUUCUUCUCCUCGUACUCAUCCUCCACCUCACGUUCCUUCUCACCACUCACCACCACCACCACUCAUCCCCUCACCAUCACCUCGUCCCGCUCAUCACCCACCACUACCACCACCACCACCACCACCACCCCGCCAAUCCCAAGCUCCCUCCUUCUCACCCGCCGCAACAUCAACAUGUCCUCGUCAGGCGUCUCCCUCGUCGAGCAGGCCAAAAAGGCCGCCGCCUACCGCGCCGUCGACGAACACCUCGACGCCUCAGCCCGCUUCGUCGGCAUCGGCUCCGGCAGCACGGUCGUCUACGUCGUCGACGCCAUCGCCGCAAAGGGCCCCGCCUUCUACGGUGACAUGACCUUCUUCCCCACGGGAAGCCAGUCCAAGGGCCUCAUCCGCGCCGCGGGACUGCGCCUCUGCAACCUCGACGACAGGCCGCUGGGCCCGGACGGCAAGCUUGUGGCCAUUGACGUCGCGUUUGACGGCGCCGACGAGGUCGACGCCGAUCUCAACUGCAUCAAGGGCGGCGGCGCGUGUCUUUUCCAGGAGAAGCUCGUUGCGAUCGCGGCCAAGAAGUUUGUCGUAGUCGCAGACUACCGCAAGCUCUCAUCGAGACUGCUCACAAACUGGAAGGCCAUCCCCAUUGAGGUCCUCCCCAUGUCCGCCCCAGACGUCCUGGACAGACUGACGGCCCUCGGCGCCGUAAAGCCCGCUGUGCGGCCCGGCGCCCCCGGCAAGGCCGGCGAGGUCGUCACCGACAACGGCAUGUGGCUCAUUGACGCGCCGUUCCCGCAGCUUCUCCUGCCCUCCGACGUCACAGACGGCGGUGCCCGCAACGCGAGCGGCGCGUGGGAGGUCUCGGCGCUGGCCAAGGAGCUGCUGCUGAUCCCGGGUAUCGUCGAGAUUGGCAUCUUCCACGGCCUCAAUGGCGUCGAGGCCGCGGCGGCGGGCAAGGUUGGCCUGGCGCAGAAGCCGGUGGCUGCGUACUUUGGUAUGGAGGACGGUAGCGUCAAGGUUACCGGCAGCUCAUAA